Plasmodium gonderi is the source of this 5313-nucleotide messenger RNA. RefSeq lists its product as hypothetical. The coding region runs from base 1 to 5313 and encodes 1770 amino acids. Gene Ontology annotation, cellular component: nuclear envelope; cytosol. Gene Ontology annotation, biological process: protein import into nucleus. NCBI's taxonomy places the organism in Eukaryota, Apicomplexa, Aconoidasida, Haemosporida, Plasmodiidae. Gene Ontology annotation, molecular function: small GTPase binding. The record is from RefSeq and is a predicted model, not a curated record. The transcript is spliced from 3 exons.
AUGGAGGAGGGGGAGGAGAAUCUCUCAGCGUACGUGGGACACACAGAUGAUCCUGCUCAACUGCAGCAACGGCAUCAGCAAGAACCGCUUCUACAACAACAAGAAUCACUUCUACAACAGAAAGAACCACUUCUACAACAACAAGAACCGCUGCUUCUCCAAGAAACGGCUAGCUCAACUGUGUCGAUGAUGCAGGGGCUCGCACAUGAGGGGCACCGAAAAAUUGUAGAUGUGCUGUACGACACAUGGUCAAAUGAUGAGAACCGUAGAAAGGAAGCAGAGAAAAUUCUCAGUGAAUUGGAAAAAGAAGAAGAUUUCAUUUUGCAUUUAUUGGAAAUAUGCUGCUACAGAGAUGUGCACUACAAUGUGAGGAAGUUGGCUAUCAUAUAUUCUAAAAACUUGGUGUGUCGAUUUUGGAGCUGUAAAGAUGCAUUUCAUUUAAGCAAUGAAGUAAAAGGCAUGGUAAAGAAGAAAAUUUUAGAUAUGCUUAAUAAUCUUGAAUAUGUUGGUGAAUAUUAUAAAGAGUUUUGUAUUUUGUUGAGAAAAGUAGCUAGAUAUGAAUUAGUUCAUAAUUUCCCAGAGUUAUUAAAUUUUUUUCUGAACAAUAUGAAUAUACAUAAGAAUAACCUCCAUAUUCUGUACAUGUACAUGUAUUUAUUAUAUAAAGUGUUAAGAGAGCAAUACACGAAGAAAUUAUUAAAAGAUAAGAGAGAAACAUUUGACAUUUCUGAAAAGUUUAUUAACUACUUGUAUCCCUUCUGGAAAAACAAUAUGAAUAUGUGUUUCAAAAAGGAGAAUACAGAACCUUGUGCAUGUAGCAAUGAGUCCAAUUGCAAUAAAUGCUAUGGUGAAUACAGUAUAGUAAUGGAACAUGAGAAACAACUUACAUUUUUCUUCAAUUCGUCCAGUACAGAAUCGAAUAACCUAGAAGAAGAAAAAAACAACAACAAUCAUCAGCAUAAUAGUAACAAUUCUUACCAGGAGUUUUCCAGUGAUAUGAAUUCUGGAAAGAGUGAAGAGGCAGCUUACUGUUCCCACUUCAACAGUGACAGUUAUAAGAAAAUAAAAAUUCUCAAAUUUGUUGACAGCAUUAUGCUUAAUUUGAUAAUAAUUCGGAAUGACGUCCAGAAGGCCUUCGUUCGUGCGAGAGUUGGCACCCGAAUUGGCAACGCUGCUCAUGCGGAUGGGGAUGCUGCCACUUCUCCAUGUACUUCUACUCCUGCUGAUGUUGCCACUUCUCCAUAUACUUCUACUCCUGCUGAUGUUGCCACUUCUCCAUAUACUUCUACUCCUGCUGAUGUUGCCACUUCUCCAUAUACUUCUACUCCUGCUGAUGUUGCCACUUCUCCAUAUACUUCUACUCAUGCUGAUGCUGCCACUUCUGACAAGGAAGGCACAGAAAUGGGUAAACGCUUUGAGAUGAAGAAGAAAUUCUUCAACUGUCUAACAAACAAGACAAUAUUUUAUCUAAAAUUUGUCAGUAAUAAAUCGACGCAGUAUUACUUGAAAUAUUUGAAGUUUUUGUUGGGAAUUUUUUUACAUAUAGUGGAAUUUCAGAAUUCCUUUCAUGAGUACUUAAAAAGAGACACUAUUGAAAAGUUUAUAUGUCUAUUUUUAAAAAAGCACUUGAAUAAGAAUAUUUACAUUAACAGUGACCAUUACGAGAAUAAAUUUUUGGAAAUUAUAAAUUUAUGUAUAUCAAUUUUGAAAUCGUUAUUUUAUCACUUUUGUUUAAGCCAAUAUAACUUGAUUAAGCAGAAAAAGAUAAGAGAAAAUUAUUUAAAUGUAAAAAACAUUAUGAACAAUAAUCAGAAUGUUUUUUUUGGCAAUUAUAAUGAGAAAAGUUCGUUGGAAUCGAAAAUAAUAAACAAUUUAGUUGUGAAUAUUAAUAAUAUGGAAUGUGAAAAUAAGAGUGGUAGAUUUAAUAAAAAUUAUUCUUUUAAAGAUAUUUUAACUUACAUACGAGAAGAAGUAAAAAAUGCAUUGACAAAUGACAAUUAUAUACUCAUGCAUAAUCAAAAAGCAUUAGAAAUAUUUGAUUUUUUAAGAGUAUAUUGUAUUAACAUGUCAGCAGAGCAAAUUAUUGAUAUUAUAUUAAAUAGUAAAGAUAAAGAUGCUUAUCAAGUAGAAGAAAAUAUUUUUUACUCAACUGCAAGAGAAUGUAUCAUUGAAAUAUCUUCUGAACCUUUUUUAUUUUCUAUUUUUAGUCACUUUUUUGAACCAUUAAUUAAUGCAUUUCACAAUUAUGCACAUAUGAUUAAAGCCCUACCAAAUAAUUUAAAAGACAUACAAAUUCCACAAUUCUCAGAAGCCAUUAUUCAUCUAGAUGGAUACUUAAAUAUUUAUUACAUCUUAUAUCCUUCCAUUCAUAGAAGAAUUAAAAUUGAACAUAUUCUUUGCAUGAUACACUUUUUUAUGGAUUUUCUAGAGAUACAAUAUACCCACCCCUUAAUCAGCUAUCGUAUUGCACUCAUUAUAAAAGUUUGGAUUAAAAAUUAUAAGGCCUCCUUUCCUUUCAUUGAUGAAAUUGCCUUGCUUAUCUUCGAAAAUAUUCGACUUAUCGACAUGCAUAUCUCACAGAAAUAUGCCCAAGCUUCUCCAGCUCAAGGAAAUGCACACCCAGAGCAGUAUCCACCAUCUAUGCCUUCUGCAGAAUAUGCAGCAUCUGUGCUAUCACCAAAGAAUCAUAAUAAAACCAUUUCCAACUCGAUUCUUCCCACGGAUGUUCAUUCCUCAGUUCCCAGCUCUUCUCCAAUUCAUUAUGCCUCUAAAUCCUCCAAUUUCCUUCCUCUUGUCUUCUUCAAAUUUGUGUGUCUAUUCAGAUACAUGUUCAAGUAUGAAUAUGUGUACGAGAAUUAUGAUUACUUCAAUGAGUUCCUUGUCGUGCCUUUGAUAAGUCUCCUCACCAAGAUUACCUAUCCCAAGAGUAUUCAGAAGAUCCUGCAGAUCCUAAGUCACAUCGUGUUCAUGAGUAACAAAGAAAAAGACAUAACAAUUUUCAAAGAAAAUUACAACUUUCUUUUGGAUUUGUACAUGACGAGCAACAUAUCUAUAAAGGAAUACCUGUUGAAUAUUGUUGUGCAGAUAUUAAAUAAGAAUUAUGAUGAGUACACUUCAGGUGUGUCUACACAUAUGAACCGUAACCAAAGUCGAAGCGAUAGCCCAGGUGAUGUUAGCACUUAUGUUAGUCAUAGUAGUGAUCAUAUCAAUUGGCAUAGUAGUGAUCAUAGCAAUUGGCAUAGUAGUGAUCAUAGCAAUUGGCAUAGUAGUGGCUUUUACCAGGGAGAGAAUGGGCACUUAGGGGCUGGGUGGAGGGGAGAGAACAGAAUUGGCACGGGAUCGAAAGACAAAGGGAGAGAUGAUUUGAUUUUAUUUUAUUUCAGUUUUGACAUAAUUGCUUAUACUAUAUUAGGAAAGAUAAAGGAAGAAAAUAUUUCCCAGAUGUACGAGGGAUACAAGAGAAAUGCACUUUUCCUAAAUGUUGGUGAUCCAAAUAAUGUUAACUGUAAUGGCAGAUACAUGAUCGAUCAUGGCCAGCUAGCUAGAGAAAUAAAUUUAUAUAUAGAUCAAACAAUUAGCGACAAUUUGUACACCCUAUGGUUAUGCAAUUUGAAACUAACAUUCAAAAUGUGUACUCCUAAAAAUGAAGAAAUAGUGAAAAAGAUUUGUUCUUUGUAUGUACGGAUGACCCUUUUCAUGAAUGAACAUUUUAAAAAAAAGAAUUCUAAUGAAAUGGAACACGAAAUAAAUAACGCAUGUUUUGAUGUUCUGAUGGAAUAUAUGUGCUUGUUCAUCCUUCAUGAAACGCACGAUUUUUAUUUAACAUACGAAUCGAUUGCAACAAAUGUAUUAACAAAUGACAUUUUAAAAAUGAAAUUUUUAACAAUUAUUAAAAAUAAUUUUAUGCUCCAUGAUGAAGGGAACAUAGAGAGGUGCAUAUACAUUCUGCAUGUUUGUAUAGGUAUAUAUAAAAAUACUAUAAAAAGCGAAAUGCCAAUUCUCUAUUCCUACAUGGCCAAUUUUGUCAUAGUAUAUUUAAUAAAGUUGAUGUUGAAAUAUAUGGACAAAUAUUUUUCCGUGCAAAAGGGUUUUGAGGGAACACCCAAUGGGGAAUGUAGACGCAGCGAUGGGAAUUCUUACGAGAGGGGUUCUAAUGAGAAGGUAUCAAUUGGGAGGGAUUCUAACGAGAGGGUAUCAAUUGGGAGGGAUUCUAACGAGAGAGGCAUCAUCGAAGGAAUUUUUGAGAAGGGAAUCGAACCCAUGAGAAAAAUUGGCACUGCAAUUGGGGAUGAACAGUUGCAGGGAGGAGAAAGGGCACCAAGCAAUAGUAAGGAAGAAAUGAACUACAAAUUCACGAACUAUAAGGAAAAACAAAUGAAACAUAUUUAUGAUAACAUAGUGACGUAUGAACGUGAAGAAAACUUCCACAAAGGAUUUGAAAUAUUUCAAAAUGAUAUGAAACAAAUGUUAGGAGUAGAAUAUUUAAAGGAUUAUAACAUAGGAGAAGCAUUUAAAAUUUUUAAUUUUUUUACAAUAAAUGAAGAUAAUUAUAGCUACAUAAAUAAACACAGCGUGUUUACACUAAUAGCAAUUCUAUCCAUAUAUGAAUCUAACUUUCUGAACUAUAUUUUAAUUUCAUUUCUAGUAUAUUUCAAAAUCAAUGUUCCCACGUUUGCAUCGACCAUUUUUUAUUAUGCCCACUAUAUACAUAAUAAAAACAGCAUGAUGUCAAUAAUGUUAUUUAUACAUGUACUUACAGAGAAUUAUUUUUUUACCGACCUUAUCCCUUCCCUUGUCAACUCUCAUUUUUCAACGUGUAGUAGAGGUGGUAGCGGUGGUAGCGGUGGUAGCAGUAGUACUAGUACACAUAUAAAAUAUAUUCUUUAUGAUAAAAAUAAAUCCGAUAAUUUAUUUUUAUGCACAAAGGACGAUUACACAUAUCUGAUUAUACAACUCCUUAAACUUAUAAAUACCAUUCUGAACACGAGCACAGACAUAUACAUUGAAAAGAAAAACAUUCUGCACCUCAAUACCGUCUCCUCAAACUUUACUGCUACUAAAAUGUAUCACUCUGCUAAUUACAAUUUGGUUCUCAAGAGUGUUUUGAAGCACGAAGACCUUCCACAUGUUUGUGAUAAAGCGCUGGAGAAUAUACUUACUUACUUGUUGGAUGUGAAAGAUCAUGAUGAAUGGCAGAGAACAAACAUAAUUGUUAAUUAUAUGAGAGAGAAUAUAGAGGGCAUGAACAUCGCUUUGGUUGAUAUGUAUAAGAAAUAUAUGAGUUAUCAGGAGGGAAAAGUCUUACCCCCAUGA